Molecule: messenger RNA, 978 nt
Organism: Hibiscus syriacus
Lineage: Eukaryota; Viridiplantae; Streptophyta; Magnoliopsida; Malvales; Malvaceae
Product: transcription factor bHLH36-like
Exons: 3
Coding region: 132-857 (241 amino acids)
Biological process (GO): regulation of transcription by RNA polymerase II
Cellular component (GO): RNA polymerase II transcription regulator complex
Molecular function (GO): DNA-binding transcription factor activity, RNA polymerase II-specific; RNA polymerase II transcription regulatory region sequence-specific DNA binding; protein dimerization activity
Source: RefSeq, a predicted model, not a curated record
UUGCAGAAAGAAUGAUCAUCAAACAUUCACAAUGAUACAAGCCCUAACUAACAUAUGAUCUACUUGUCCUCUUCCAUUUUUCUUUUGGGGAUCAACAGAAGAAAAGCUGGCGUUUUGAUCUUUGGAAAAUAAUGUUCCCUUUACAACAAAGCGAUGAGCUGGUGUUCCAGAUCUUCUCCACUACCAACCCACACAAAAUCCCACAAGAUCUGAUCACGGGCCAUACAGCAGUGGAAACCAACCCUAUAAUUUCAAAUAGCAUGGGGAAAAGCCGGCGGAGGAAAGCCUGUCGCAUGGAGGCUAGAGGCGGCGGCGGCGGCGGUGGUGAAGGGUUAGCCGCUUGUGAUAAAUAUAAGAAACAAAAGUUGCAUAGGGAGAUUGAACGACAAAGGAGACAGGAUAUGGCUUCCCUGUAUGCUUCACUUCGAUACCUUCUCCCCGGUGAAUAUAUCAAGGGAAAGCGGUCGAUUUCGGAUCACAUGAACGAGGCGGUGAAUUACAUAAAACACUUGGAGAAGAAGGUCAAGGAGCUUGAUUCCAAGAGACGUCAACUAAAGAGAGUGUCGAAUCCGGCAAGUGUUGGCUCGGGAACAACCAAAACCACUUCAGACCACCGCUUCAUAAUCCGACCAUGCUUCACAGGCAUUGAGAUUAUGUUUCGUUGUGCUGUUGGAGACCAAGAUUUGCCCCUGUCAAGAGUGUUGUCUGUGCUUGUCGAUGAAGGACUGCCUGUUUUCAGCUGUGUUUCCACAAAAUCAGAAGAAUAUUUACUUCAUACCAUCCAAACCCAGGUCACUGCUCCAACAAGCAUCGACAUAUCCAGGCUACAACAAGAACUACCAAAGCUGGUGAAGUAACAAAACUAGCUUUGUAUUUUAGGUUUGAUAGGGUUUGGUUGAUCUUUCACCACUGGCAUAUAUUGACAUCAUCUGACUUCUAAUUUGAGGAAAUCAACUUGUUUUCGUGCUUUUGAUCUGU